UUUAUAAUUUGUUGAAUUCUCAACUGCUUCUUCCAAAACACUAUCUCAUAAACUUAUAUAUAAUUCAUCGUCGUCGUCAUCAUCAUGCUCUUGCAUUACUUUCCUUUCUCUCUUUCAUCUCUCAGAUCCAAAAACAGAGAGACAACAACGAACGAUGAGGCUUAAUUUCUUUGUCUCCUUCGUCUUCUUCGGCUUAAUCUCUCUUCAACUUCCACCUCUGUCCACUCAGCAAGCUACGGAAUCAUGCAGCUCAACUCUACCUCUCAACGACCUCACCUUUGACUCAACCCUCCUUCAAUGCGUCGAAGCUUGGACUCCCCAAAACUACAUCCUCCGAUAUGCUAAAACGGUGGACAACACAUGGAGCUUCAUCUUAUCGGCUCCAGACUCCAGCGCCUACAUAGGGAUCGGAUUCUCCACCAACGGUCAGAUGACCGGAGCCAGCGCGGUCGUCGGGUGGAUACCAACCGACGGCCGAGGUCAGGCGAAACAGUACUUGCUCGGAGGGAAGUCUCCAGGCGAGGUGAAGCCUGACCAAGGCGAUCUGAAUAUCGUCAACGGCUCGUUGAAGAUCGAGUCAGUGUCGUCGCGUCUCUACAUGAGCUUUCAGCUGACGGCGGAGCUGCCGCGGCAGAUCCUUCUUUACGCCAUGGGACCUGCCGGAUUCAUUCCAGCUUCGCCGGGUUUUAGUUUGAGGGAGCAUCGUGACAUGACCACCACGACUAUCAAUUAUAAUACAGGUUCGCAAAGUGUGGUUAAGGGUUCACCACAUUCUAAGCUAAGGAAGACACAUGGGCUUAUGAACAUGUUCGGCUGGGGAAUAUUAAUCAUCAUCGGCGCCUUAGUGGCUCGACACAUGAAGCAAUGGCAACCCACUUGGUUCUAUGCCCAUAUAGCUCUCCAAACCACUGGUUUUCUCCUAGGUUUAACUGGUAUCAUUUGCGGUUUGGUUCUUGAAAACCGGACCGAUGCCAACAAUGUCUCCAAGCACAAAGGCCUUGGGAUAACAAUCUUUGUCAUGGGCAUUCUCCAGGUUCUAGCGUUGCUGGCUCGACCGGACAAAGACUCGAAAUACAGAAAAUACUGGAAUUGGUAUCAUCAUAACGUAGGAAGAGUUAUGAUAAUACUUGCUAUCUCCAACAUCUUCUAUGGUAUUCAUUUGGCUGAUGCUGGCUCUUCAUGGAACGGCGGUUAUGGUUUUGUGGUUGCUGUCUUGGCUUCGGCUGCUAUUGGAUUAGAAGUUAUAAAGUUUAGGAACAAGUGAAUUCUUGUUUAAAUAUCUAUUUUCAUCUUCCUGCUGCAAUAUUUGCCUUGGAUAGGACAGUGUGAUGUAUUGAACAUCUAUUUGACUAAUUACUUGAAUGAGGUCUUCUUCUUGCAUUUUUAUUCUGCAGUAUUUGUUAUCUGACACUUUUUCAUUUAUUUUUGAAAUUAAAUAAAUUCUUUUUAUAUAAUUUCUAUCUAAGAUAAUAUAUAUAGGUUUGGGUAUAUUUACCUGGGUGCAAUGAACCAUACCAAAUUGAAAAAAAAAACAAAAUUAAAAUAAAUUUCAUAAAUAACCGACCAUAUCAUAUAUUUUUGGAACCAAAAAAUAGAAACCGGACUGAAAACCAAAUGAGUAUUUUUAAAUUUAUACUAUUAAUGAAACUAUAUAUAAAUCAUGUAUUAAUGAAUAUAUGGAUUUAUUGUUAGGAUAAUUGUAUAAUAGAUUAUGAGAGAAUAAUAAAUGAGUUCAUUUAAAUUAUGUAAAGUAUUUAUAUAGUUAGAGAAAUAUAGGGUAGGACCAAAAUAUUGUUAGUUAAUGAAAAGGUGCAAUAACCUUAAAUAAGUAGAAUUUUUAGGAUUUUUUACGACUUUUUCCCAUGAUUCCAUUACUUAGCAACACAAAAGAAGAUAUUAGUGAUCGAAUUAAAUAAAUUACACAACAUGAUAAACACAAAAGACCCAAGUUAUAAAGUUCACCAGACACAUAAGUUUGGUCCGGUCUAUGACUAUUUAUCCAUUCACAUAAUUUCAGACUCUAACUGGUAUUACACACACCAGUGCUUUUAGUUUGUUUGGGCCUUAAUGGCUUCAAGAACGGCCCAUUUGUAGUUGGAAAGAAAAGCCCAAUAGCUGACUAUUCGGUAUCAGUCGCCGGUUUAUGCAGACGGGGAAAUUACGGAGACGAUCGAAAGAGGAAGGAAGGAAGAAGAAGAUGUUGAGAACUCGGCUUCUCUGGUUUACGCUUGGAUUCUCCGUCACCGGAGCUUCGGUGGCCCAUCUCGUGUGGCGGGAUCUAUACGCUGAACGCUUCGCUAUCUCUUCUGAUAUGAAAGAGAAAUUCGGAGCUCUGGAAUCUAGGGUUGCAGGUCUGGAGUCCGCCGGUCAUGAGAACCCGAGUCCAGCUCAGGUUGAGAGUUAGGGCCUCAGGGAAGCUCCCAAGCCCAACUCAUUCAAUAACUUUGCUUGGUCUAUGAGAGAGUUGCAAUCUUGAUUUGGAACUUCGCAGUUACUUCUUCAAACCAAGCUUCAAAAUGACUUGUCUUUUGUAUCGAGACCUCUUCUUUAAACAAUACUACUUGCACUUAUGUGUCACAAAACCAUCCGGCUUUCUUAUUUAUUACAAGAAAUAAUGAGUACAUUCGUUUCUUUUUAAAA
Brassica napus (rape) is the source of this 2640-nucleotide messenger RNA. Its product is annotated as cytochrome b561 and DOMON domain-containing protein At3g07570-like. Bases 155 to 1264 code for a protein of 369 amino acids. The record is from RefSeq and is a predicted model, not a curated record. Lineage: Eukaryota; Viridiplantae; Streptophyta; Magnoliopsida; Brassicales; Brassicaceae. The transcript has 6 exons.